Messenger RNA from Puccinia graminis f. sp. tritici CRL 75-36-700-3, 1736 nucleotides. RefSeq lists its product as uncharacterized. The transcript is spliced from 2 exons. Lineage: Eukaryota; Fungi; Basidiomycota; Pucciniomycetes; Pucciniales; Pucciniaceae. Gene Ontology annotation, biological process: regulation of DNA-templated transcription. The coding region runs from base 228 to 1736 and encodes 502 amino acids. The record is from RefSeq and is a predicted model, not a curated record. Gene Ontology annotation, cellular component: nucleus. Gene Ontology annotation, molecular function: DNA-binding transcription factor activity, RNA polymerase II-specific; zinc ion binding.
CAUCGCGGUCGCCUGGGUCUGAGCGGCCCCCCUGCCCGUCUCGCGAGGAUGCUGGGGGAGGAGAGAGGCUCUGUUAUGUAAGCCAGAUCAGAUCGGAAGGCGGAGACUUUGGGAGUGAUCGAGAGUUGAGUGCGAUUAGAUAAGCCGAUGAUGCUGUGUUAAGGCUGUGUUGCUGGCUUUAUCGGGUUGCUUACAAACGGGCUUCAUGUGAUUGUGGAUGUGGAUGUAUGCUCACAGGAAUCCAGUCUCAGACUCAGAGCAAGCUGAAGAUGGACCAACCACAACAGAAGACUACCACUAGGAGGACAACAACAACAACAACAACAACAACCAACCGAAAGACUAACAACGUACUCCAUCGGAACAAAGCCUGUCUGAGCUGUCGAGCAAGAAAGACCAAGUGUGAUGCAGUCAAACCGAUCUGUUCAUCCUGCAAACGAUUGGGCCCAGAACAACAGUCACAGUGCAAGUACGAUCAAGCACCCAAGUGGCUAGAAUCACUCGUCUGUCCUAAUCGAACUCAACAGAAUCGGAUAGUAGAACUAGAACAGAAACUAGAGUCACUAGAACUCAAACUCAACCAACUCAGAACGCAGGCUGCCAUCAAACAAGAACAGGAACUACUACAACUACAACAACAAACCACAAAAGCACUACCACUACCGACUGGAAUCACCUACAAUCAGAAUACCACCACCACCACCACAACAACAACAUCCCACUUUCAAACCGAUCAUCAUCAUCCCAAGUCUUUCUUCACAACUCAGCAGAACAUCCUACUCUCAAACCAACACGAGGAUCUCGAGUCUUACCAUCAAGCCUUCCAGCCAGUCUAUACCGAUCAGCACCCUCAAUCGAUCAUCUCUUUGAUCGAUCAUCCACCGACCAACCAUUCCUUGGUCAUCAGACAACACGACGGCCAACUCACCCAAGCUGAAUUCAACCCAUACCCGUCUCAGUUCAUCACCCCGAUCUUUGACUCGCCCAGUCCAUCGACUACCUCAUCCAUACACGACCCAUCCACCCCAUCACCCCAUAACUACCACCACCAACACCAUCAUUAUUUAUCAGCUCAGAACUCAGACCCACAUCUACCCGUAUCCGAGCCCAACUGGUACUCACAUCUUCCAUCUCGGAAGAUCUGCAAGCUUCUCAUCAAGGCCUUCUUCAAUCGGCCCCUAUCACCCUUCACCCUCGUCGAACCCAUCGGCCUCCAAUCCCGCCUCGAUCUGAGUAUCCUAGACCCACACUUCCCCGAACCAGUUCUGAUCCAUGCGAUCUGCGCCACCGGCGCACAGUACAUCUCCCGGGAUGCACUCACCCCGGUUUACUGGACUCACCCACAAGGCCCACACGUCCAUCACGCCGAAUGGGCCGAACGAUUAUUGAACGCAGGCAUCUCCACCCUUCGCGAGCCUCGCAAACUCCUCGAACUGGCUGAGGCUGCCGUGCUCUGCUGUCAAUAUUAUACCGUCGUCGGCAAACCUCUGAUGAUCUGGAAGUCCUUGGGAUGCUGCAUCCGCUUAGCUACCCUCGUCGGCCUUAACAUCAACCUCAUCAAUCCUCCUUCUCAUCAUCAGGAGCAUGUCUCUCACAGUCACUCUGGCCUCCAAAAAGUCUCGUUUUGGCCCGACGGCGUCGGCGUCUUAGAUAGACCCACUAACCCUAACGUUCAACAUUAUCGGUAUGUCGAAUAUGAAAUCAAUUUAUCCUUCUUCCAAGAAGAAAAAGGAUAA